AUGGCUGUCCGCCGCGGUGGACACGAAGCCCGGCAGGAACCUGGAGGACGUCCCCGGCGCUCCUCCCAAGCCCUGGAGGAGGGCGCCGAGCCGAGACACCCGGGACUCCACGGUCCGAGGCUGAGCGCCGACCACCGAGCAGGUGAUGCCGGCAGAGGAGCAGAGAGGAGCCCGCUGCGGAGAGCCGCGGGACGAGGACGCUCACAUUUACGCACCAAUUCUUCAGAGAUGAGGGUCUGCUGGGCUCACCACCACAUACCAUUCGGUGUGGGCGUGGCUUGCCCGGCGGAUCUGGCGGCUCUGCUGGACCUGCCACAGGUGCCGGCUGUCAAAAUCUGCCGGCUGACACGUCACCCGCUGUCAGUGUCAGCUCAGAAGAAGGCGAGAGUUUUCGCCGAAACUGUCAGCGGNGACGUGACAGCAGCUGUGGAAGAGCUCAGAGAUGGACUCCAGGACGUUCUGAGGGACGCAUGGACAAACAUCUCACUGGCCAUCACUGACGUGGAUGUUCUACUGUCAGAACCAAAACCAGAACCAGAACCAAAGACCAGAGCUGGGUUCUUAAGAUGUUCACGAGAAAUCACUCUGGAUCCAAACACAGCAAACAGAAAGUUGUUAUUAUCUGAUGGGAACAGAAAAGUGACAUUAACGGAUCAACAACAGCAUCAUCCUGAUCAUCCAGACAGAUUCAUUGAACGUUAUCAGGUUCUGAGUAAAGAGAGUCUGACUGGACGUUGUUACUGGGAGGUGGAGUGGAGAGGAGGAGGAGUUGAUGUAGCAGUUUCAUACAAGAACAUCAGCAGAACAGGGAGCACGUAUGAAUGUGGAUUUGGAUAUAAUGACAAAUCCUGGUCUUUAUAUUGUUCCACCAACAGUUGUGUAUUUUGGCACAACAAAACUCAAACUCUCGUCUCAGAUCGUCCUCCCUCCAGAGUAGGAGUUUACCUGGAUCACAGAGCAGGUGUUCUGUCCUUCUACAGAGUCUCUGACACCAUGACUCUCCUCCACAGAGUCCAGACCUCGUUCACUCAGCCGCUACAUGCUGGAGUUUGGCUUCCUUAUGGUUCUGGAGACACUGCAGAGUUGAUUAAAGCUGAAUAGACUGAAGUGUUUAAAGAGCAGCUGGUUCAGAUGUUUGAGUUUCCAGCUGGUUCAGUCUCAUUGUACCAGUAAAACACCACGACUUGUUUUAACUGUCUGUUGUUUUAAUCAAUCAGCUGUUAUUCUACAGAUUUAUAUUCCUGAUAAGAUCUACUGAGAACACAGAAAGAACGUUUUCAUUCACAUGUUCACUG
Messenger RNA from Stegastes partitus (bicolor damselfish), 1295 nucleotides. Its product is annotated as tripartite motif-containing protein 16-like. NCBI's taxonomy places the organism in Eukaryota, Metazoa, Chordata, Actinopteri, Pomacentridae. Bases 1 to 1101 code for a protein of 366 amino acids. The record is from RefSeq and is a predicted model, not a curated record. Gene Ontology annotation, molecular function: protein binding. The transcript has 3 exons.